ACCCGUAGAUAGAUGUUUCAAUUUAUAAGUGAAAAGUUGUCAGAUUUCUACAAUGUCAGAUUUGAUAGAACAUAAAUUCGAAAAUAAAAAUAGCAAAGUACGUCACAAAUGCGAUGAUUGCGACAGUCUUUUGUAACGAAAGAACAAUUGAACAAACACAUUAUAAAUGUCCAUCAAAGAACCGAAAACUUCACAUGCGACGUGUGUGGAAAAGUUUUUGGUUAUAAGAAAAGCUUGACUGAGCAUAUUGCAUUAGUUCAUGAAAAAAUCAAAGAUCAUGAAUGCGGAGAGUGUGGCAAGUUCUUUGGAAAAAAGCAUGAUUUAAUGAAUCACAUUGAUACAGUUCAUCUAGAACUCAAAGAACACAUGUGUGAGGAAUGUGGAAAGUCUUUUGGCCAAAAAAGUAACUUACAUAGACACAUUACCACAGUACAUGAAAAAAACAAAGAUCACAGAUGCGAAGAGUGUGGAAAGUCUUUUAGUUAUAAAUGUGAAUUGAAAAGACACACUGCCAUAGUUCAUGAAAAAAUCAAAGAUCACCAAUGCGGAGAGUGUGGCAAGUCUUUUGGAAAGAAGCAUGAUUUAAUGAAGCAUAUUGAUACAGUUCAUCUGGAAUUAAAAGAACACAAAUGUGAAGAAUGUGGCAAGUCGUUUGGACGAAAAAAUAAUCUAACGAAGCAUGUAGAUGCAGUUCAUUUGAAAAUCAAAGAUUAUGAAUGUGAAGAGUGUGGAAAGUUUUUUAGUGAUAAAAGUUAUCUAAUGAAGCACAUUGAUACAAUUCAUCUGGAAUUCAAAGAACACCAAUGUGAAGAAUGCGGCAAGUCUUUUGGACGAAAAAAUAAUCUAACGAAGCAUGUAGAUACAGUUCAUUUGAAAAUCAAAAAUCAUAAAUGCAAUGAAUGUAGCAAGUCUUAUGUUAAAAAAAUAGAGUUGCAUACACACAUUGCUACUGUUCAUGAAAAAAUCAAAGAACACAAGUGUGGAGAGUGCGAAAAGUUUUUUGGAUAUAAGCGUAAUCUGAUGAGGCACAUAGAUUUAGUUCAUUUGAAACUCAAAGAACACAAGUGCGGAGAAUGUCAAAAGUCUUUUAGUACAAAAAGUAUUUUGAAUCGACACAAUUCUUCAGUUCAUGAAUAGGUAAAAGAUGAAAAAUGCGAAGUACGAGGCAAGUCUUUCGGAUAAAAAAGCGAUCUGAAGA
Molecule: messenger RNA, 1198 nt
Organism: Trichogramma pretiosum
Lineage: Eukaryota; Metazoa; Arthropoda; Insecta; Hymenoptera; Trichogrammatidae
Product: zinc finger protein 3 homolog
Exons: 2
Coding region: 325-1137 (270 amino acids)
Biological process (GO): regulation of transcription by RNA polymerase II
Molecular function (GO): DNA-binding transcription factor activity; RNA polymerase II cis-regulatory region sequence-specific DNA binding
Source: RefSeq, a predicted model, not a curated record